Molecule: messenger RNA, 2638 nt
Organism: Pistacia vera
Lineage: Eukaryota; Viridiplantae; Streptophyta; Magnoliopsida; Sapindales; Anacardiaceae
Product: translation initiation factor eIF-2B subunit epsilon
Exons: 15
Coding region: 204-2381 (725 amino acids)
Biological process (GO): biosynthetic process
Cellular component (GO): eukaryotic translation initiation factor 2B complex
Molecular function (GO): guanyl-nucleotide exchange factor activity; translation initiation factor binding; translation initiation factor activity
Source: RefSeq, a predicted model, not a curated record
AAAAUCAAACCUGAGUUCUGUAACUUUAUUCUCCCCAAUUGUUGAAUCAGCUAUUUUCGACUACCAUUAAUUGAACCCACUAAUCGAUUACCAAUCGGCACCGAACCGGACGCAUUCAGUAUUCAGAAUUCAAGCAACACAACGCAACUGUUGUCAGCUUUCUUUCAACUUCACUUCCCUUCAGUUCUUGUUUAUUCAUCAAAAUGGUUGCACAUAAGAAGGGUGCACCUAGGGUUUCAGAGGACCCAGAUGAUUUGGCUCGUCAGCCGUUACAAGCCGUUCUCUUGGCGGACAGUUUCGCCACCAAGUUUCGACCCAUCACUCUCGAACGCCCCAAAGUGUUAUUGCCGUUGGUGAAUGUUCCCAUGAUAAAUUACACUUUGGCAUGGCUGGAAUCCGCUGGGGUUGAAGAGGUUUUUGUGUUUUGUUGUGCUCACUCCAGGCAAGUAAUUGAUUAUUUGGAAAGUUCUGAGUGGCUUUCACAGCCGAAUUUUUCAGUUACCACAAUUGAGUCACACAAUACUCCUAGUGCCGGUGAUGCUUUACGUUUGAUUUACGAACGCAAUGUGAUACAUGGAGAUUUUGUUCUAAUUAGUGGGGACACGGUGAGCAACAUGUCACUGACGCAGGCAUUGCAAGAACAUAAGGAGAGGAAGAAGAAAGAUAGUAAUGCUGUUAUGACAAUGAUUAUUAAACAGUCUAAAACUUCUUCGAUCACUCGUCAAUCCAGGCUCGGUACUGAUGAGCUCUUUAUGGCAAUAGAUCCUGGUACAAACCAACUUCUUUAUUACGAGGAUAAGGCAGAUCAUUCAAAAGGGACCAUAACUCUCGAUAAAAGUCUGCUAGCUGAUAAUCCUUCAAUUUCCGUGCACAAUGACAAGCAGGAUUGCUAUAUUGACAUAUGCUCUCCAGAAGUUCUGAGUCUUUUUACAGAUAAUUUUGAUUAUCAACAUCUUCGCCGCCAUUUUGUGAAGGGAUUGCUCCUUGAUGAUAUUAUGGGCUACAAAAUAUUCACUCAUGAAAUUCACUCAAGUUAUGCGGCUAGGAUUGAUAACUAUCGAAGCUAUGAUAUCAUAAGCAAGGACAUAAUUCAAAGGUGGACAUAUCCUUAUGUGCCUGAUGUAAAGUUCUGUGGCAAUCGUGCAACAAAACUUGAGAGACAAGGAAUGUAUCGAGCAUCGGAAAUAAUACAAUCACGUUCUGCACAAAUUGGUUCGUUUACUGUUAUUGGAUAUGGCACCAAAAUCGGGAGCAACACUAAAAUUUCUAAUUCAGUUAUUGGGGAAGGUUGUACUAUUGGAUCAAAUGUAUUAAUAGAAGGUUCCUAUGUUUGGGAUAAUGUCACAAUUGAGGAUAGCUGUGAGCUAAGGCAUGUGAUUGUAUGCGAUGGGGUGAUAUUGAAGGCAGGAGCAGUUCUGAAACCUGGUGCAGUUUUAUCUUUCAAGGUUGUAAUUGGACAACAAUUUGUAGUUCCUGCAUACUCAAAAGUGUCUUUACUUCAACAGCCAACUGUGGAAGAUAGUGACGAGGAACUUGAAUAUGCUGACAAUAGCAGUGCGAAUGCAGAACUUUCUUCAAUUCAAAGUACAGCCGAUAUGUUGAACGGGGACAUGGAAAAUGAAUCAUCCGAAGUGCAUAAAUCUGAGCUUGGUGUUGGUGGAGUUGGUUACAUUUGGUCAAUCUGUGAAGGAGGCCAUGAAGAGGAAUGGAGACAUUCAGUUGCCCCCAUUCCUGCAGAUAAACUAGCUGAGAUCACUCAAGCUGUAGAUGAUGAUCAGGAACUUCUAACUCAAGAUGGAACUGCUCUUUCACCUUCAGGAGAGUUGAUAUCUGACUCCAAUGCUUCUGGAGAUGAUAAUGAAGACAUUAAAGAUGAUUCUGCCGACUUUGAGAAAGAGGUUGAGGCAACAUUUUUGAGGGCUGUUCAUGAAAAUGUGAAAGUAGAACAUGUGAUCUUAGAAGUGAACUCACUUCGGCUGUCCUAUAAUAUGACAUCUGUAGACUGUGCUGGAGCACUAUUUUACUCAAUGAUGAAAUUGGCUGUAGAAACAUCACAUAACUCAGCUAACGAAUUGUAUCAGAAUACUGUUAAUGUAAUAUUGACUUGGCAGAAGCUUCUGAAGUCUUAUCUACCAGAUAUAGAUGAGGAGAUUGAAGUGAUCCUGAAAUUUGAAGAGAUCUGUCUGGAAUCUGCAAAGGAGUUCUCUCCAUUGUUUGCACGGAUUUUGCAUCUUCUGUAUGAUAAAGACAUUCUAGAAGAAGAUGCUAUUUUAAGGUGGGCUGCUGAAAAAGAAGGGGCAGAUGAGUCAGAUAAAAUUUUUGUUAAGCAAUCAGAGAAGUUUAUCCAAUGGUUGAGGGAGGCAUCUGAAGAAGAAGAUUGAGAAGAAGUGGUAGAUAUAUGCUUUGACGCAGAACUCGUCGGUCAUGAACGUCAAACAGAAUUAUUGGUUUCAGCAUGCUGCAUUUGUUGUCUAGGAAGAAGUUUUUGCUCAUGGUCGCAUUUAUUUUAUUCAGGGUAAAUGUACAUACAAUGUUUUGAAGAACGCUUUCAUCUGAGUGAAUUUACAGGAUUUAUUGUAGGAGAUAAAAACUGAUAUAGAAUAAGAAAAUAUAAUAAGUUUUGUUGCUAAUUUGAUUA